UGCGACAAGUGACACUAACUGCUUGAAGCACUAUUAAAAUCACUGUGUGAGAGCUUUUUAAAAAAAAAUCACAGUUCAGCAGUUUCCAUUGCAACUAUGUGCGACUUUGAUCUCUCUCAAGCUCUUGACUGCUCACCUGAAUCACAUGAAGAAAGAUUUGAAUCCUCCUGCUUUGACAUGGAGGAUGUUAAAAGUGAGAUCUUCCGAUUAAAUGAGGACCUGGACCUGAUGGUUUCCCACAACAGGAAGACCAUGCAGAGUGUGGCUCUUCUAGUGCUGGGGGUAAACAGGAUGAAAAAGCCACUUAAUCUGCACAGCCGGAAGCUCAGUGAUUAUGAUGUCGUUAACAUUAUGGACAGUGUAGUGGAAGAAACUGUUUGGAACCCUCUCGAAGAAGCAAAAAGGAAGCACUUCCUGCGUGCCAACAGUGAGAAGGAGUGCACGCUGUGUGACCACUGGCAGAAAGAUCUCGUCCUGUCAGGAGACUUACAGCUGCAGGCCAUCACUCUGAAAGGAGGAAACUACCAACACAAAGUGAAUUUUAAAAUGUCGAGGUACAACUCUUCCUCCGUCACUCCUGGUGAUGGUCUGACUGUUGUCCUGUCUAUCAACAUCAACCUGCACAUUUCCUGCCGCAAGAAAGAUGAUAAUGUUGUGCUGACUCUGGAGAAAUACGAUGGCGACAUUUCAACCGAUGGUGACAUGGAGCGUUUCCUCUUCUACAAGAAGACCACAGGAAUAUCUAUGACCACGUUUGAGUCUGUCAAGUUCCGCGGUUGGUUCAUCAGCACUUCAGAAUAUGAAAACCAGCCUGUGGAACUGUGUAAGGUGGACACUGCCAGCCGUCUCACCUGCUUCCGAGUUAACUAAAAAUUGUUACAGGAGCCGUGUGUAACUGGGUUUUUUUUGUUGUUGUUGUUUGGUUUGUAUUUCUCUUACACAACCACUAGAUGGAGGAAUUGUAUACAGUAUUGCCUGUGUCUGUAGCAGUAGUUCUCUGCACUUAGCGAAGUAAAAAAGCUAAAAUUCAGUGUAACCCACUAAAAACACUUUUACUUUAUAAUAAUUUUACUUACAACAUGCUUUGUAAAAAAGAAAAAUAAGAAAAGAAAAAAAGAACACGCCUUCUUUGAGGGAGAAUUUUGUAACAGGACAUUCCUUAAAACUACAGAGUGAGUACUUAUUUACUUUUUUCCUCUUCUUUUUUUGAAGAUCUAUCAUUUAAUAUUCAAAUUGAAGUUAUUUCUGUGGCUUGUCAAAUAAUGAGAUCCUUUAUAUUCUGAUUUUUUUUCAUGUUUUUUUAUUAAGCGUAUUGCAAAUAUCGAGAUAAUUUCCGUCAAAGUUAUAGCAGGAGUCUUUCAUUGUCUGAUAUCUGUUGUUGUUGUGGGUUUCAAAAAAUGAAUAUUAUGUAUUUAUAUAAUCAAUUCCUACUUGUUUGUGGAUAUUUUGUACUUUGCUAUCAAACCAUUUUAAACCUCU
Messenger RNA from Archocentrus centrarchus (flier cichlid), 1479 nucleotides. RefSeq names its product interleukin 1, beta (gene il1b). Gene Ontology annotation, biological process: cellular response to lipopolysaccharide; neutrophil activation; regulation of non-canonical NF-kappaB signal transduction. The record is from RefSeq and is a predicted model, not a curated record. The transcript has 6 exons. Bases 97 to 870 code for a protein of 257 amino acids. Gene Ontology annotation, molecular function: cytokine activity. NCBI's taxonomy places the organism in Eukaryota, Metazoa, Chordata, Actinopteri, Cichliformes, Cichlidae.